Messenger RNA from Teleopsis dalmanni, 948 nucleotides. RefSeq names its product EF-hand calcium-binding domain-containing protein 1. The transcript is spliced from 4 exons. The coding region runs from base 30 to 908 and encodes 292 amino acids. Gene Ontology annotation, molecular function: calcium ion binding. The record is from RefSeq and is a predicted model, not a curated record. Lineage: Eukaryota; Metazoa; Arthropoda; Insecta; Diptera; Diopsidae.
AAAGGAACCUAGUGGGAAGUACAACAAACAUGCCUGGUACUGGUAACAUUGCUCCGGUUGCUGGUGCAACGACUGCCUCCACCUCAACUAAGCCUAAGUCAACGUUGCAUAUGAACAAAACUAUUCUAAAAACAGUUACAAUUUUUUUGGCAAGCGGUAAACGUAAUUCUAGUAAUCAGUCAAAAAGUUUUGAUACAACAUCGCAGUCGAAACGUCGUUCGCGGAAACAAAAAAUGGAUGAGUUGAGUGGUAAAAUUAAUCCAAAAUUACUGGAAAGUCUACGUAAGAAAACGAAAUUUACAAAAGAUGAAGUGGAUGCAUUAUGUCGUAUAUAUCGUAAACUGGUAUCAAAUUGUCAAUAUGCAGCAAAAACUUUAGCAGCUGGUUCAUCUACAGCUUCUAUAGCGAAACCACAUUCGACAAUAGAGGGCAUUGAUCGCAUCGUGUUUCGAGAACUUUUGCAUAGCACUUUUGAUAUUGUCACUGAAGAAUUACUUAUGGAACGUAUAUUUUGCAGUUGGGAUAAAGCACAUGAAGGCUUACCUUUACGUUUGGAAGGUUGGCUUGUGGGGCUCUCAACAUUUCUACGUGGGACUAUUGCAGAACGUGCCGCAUUUUGCUUUCGAGUUUAUGAUUUAAAUGCUGAUGGAUAUAUAACCAAGGACGAAAUGUUCACCUUAUUGCGGAAUUGUCUUAUAAAACAACCGCAAGAUGAAGAUCCUGAUGAAGGAGUUAAAGAUUUAGUUGAAAUAAUUUUGAAAAAAUUCGAUUUAGAUAAAGAUGGAAAAGUAUCGCUACAAGACUUUAUGAGCACUGUAACUGCACAACCCCUACUAAUUGAAGCCUUUGGGCAAUGUUUACCCAGUGAAAGUGCAGUGAUGUCAUUUUUUUCAACACUUCAAGUAUAAGUAAUAUGGGAAGACAUAUCUAAACAUAAUAUAAUUUUAU